Molecule: messenger RNA, 1095 nt
Organism: Aspergillus nomiae NRRL 13137
Lineage: Eukaryota; Fungi; Ascomycota; Eurotiomycetes; Eurotiales; Aspergillaceae
Product: mating-type protein MAT alpha 1
Exons: 3
Biological process (GO): positive regulation of mating-type specific transcription, DNA-templated
Cellular component (GO): nucleus
Molecular function (GO): DNA binding, bending
Source: RefSeq, a predicted model, not a curated record
UCUCCUCCAUUACUUGUGCCGCUCCCAGUUGACAAGGUACCGCUUCAUAGUCUGACUUCGAUUCCAGGAUUUCGGGGUUUCCGUCAGGAUGGAAACCACAAUGUCUCCCCUCCAGCGUGCGUUCAACGCAUUCUUGAUGACCAUGCCACCCGAGCAGUUGGAGGAGCUGCUCAAGUACCUCCAGGACGUAAAAGCUCAGGAAAAUUCUCAGUCUUCAUAUCCGAACGAAAAAUUUCAAUCUUGCUUGGAGUUCAAGGCCGACAAAAGUCAUGGAUCUACCACCUGCGAGUUCUAACACACGGUCCUCAGUUUCGCGGGGGAAGCGAGCCUCAGAUGCAAAACGAAGGCCGCUCAAUAGUUUCAUUGCCUUUAGAAAAGGCGAAGUCGGGCAUUCUUCGCUUCCUGUGGCAGAACGACCCAUUCAAAGCCAAAUGGGCAAUCCUUGCCAAAGCCUACUCCAUUAUUCGCGAUGACCACGAUAGUGAUGUUUCCCUGGAAUCUUUUCUGGGUUUGAAUGCGCAAUUCAUUGGUAUAAUUGGACCAAGUCGCUAUCUUGAAGUUAUGGGCUGGCAACUGGAUGUCGACGAUCAACAGCAAUAUACUAUAGCUAGGGUUAAAGCGACGACGGCAAAUGAAGCCGAUAUUUCGACCAACUAUUCUGUCAAUGAUAUAGUUAAACAUUGCUACACCAGUGGCUAUCCGACUUUGGUUGUCCACAAGGAUGACAGCAUCCGGAUCUCUGGCAACCAUACUAUUGUAACUGAUGUUUGCAAAACAAAUCCGGCUAUGGAAAUAUCAUCACCAGAGCAAACCGAAGAUACAUUUUCGCCAAACACUAGUGACUUGAGCACAAUUGCUGAUGAACCUCCGCUCGAUGCAAUGGAAGUAGUUGGUAUCUGCAGCCGCCCUCAACUUUUCCCGGAGUCAAGUACGGCGAAUGGUUUCGAUUUGGAUAACAUCCACUUCCCAGGUUGGAAUGAGGAGAACGCAAUGUUCACUUACGACGCUGCACUGCAUACGCCACUGAUGCCCUAUGACCCGCUGCACUAUGAUCCGCUGGAUGGCUAUGACUUCUCUAGAUUCGUCGAUAUUUGA